This is a messenger RNA of Aedes albopictus (Asian tiger mosquito), 580 nucleotides long. Its product is annotated as NPC intracellular cholesterol transporter 2 homolog a-like. Gene Ontology annotation, molecular function: sterol binding. Gene Ontology annotation, biological process: intracellular cholesterol transport. Bases 62 to 511 code for a protein of 149 amino acids. The record is from RefSeq and is a predicted model, not a curated record. The transcript is spliced from 2 exons. Lineage: Eukaryota; Metazoa; Arthropoda; Insecta; Diptera; Culicidae.
AAAGCGAUUCGUGUGAUUACGGACUAUCACAAUCAGUUAGUCGUCCGAUCCCUCAAGCACAAUGAGUUCAUAUCUUGCAGUUCUGUUGGUGGUUCUUCCGCUAGUGUUCGCUGACGUAGUUCCCGUCAAGGAAUGUAAGGCCGGAUCUUUGCCGCUAUCCGUGGACGUCCACGGUUGCAAGCAGGUUCCGUGUGAGCUGAAACGAGGCGAGGACGCGGUGGCCUUUGUGGACUUCAGUGUCAGCGAUGAGGUGGCCAAGCUGAAGCCCGUGGUCUACGCUACGGCUUUGGGACUGACGAUACCGUUCGAGAUGCCUUCGGAUCGGCAGGAUGCCUGUGAGUGGCUGGACGGCUCCAAGUGUCCGCUGUCAGCCGGUGAGGACGUGCGGUAUCAGCUGAGGCUGCCGGUGGAGAAGAGCUAUCCGCCAAUCGCGGUGGAAGUCGAGUUGCGGCUGGUGGAUCAGGACGAACAGAUUGUGAGCUGUUUCAGUGUGCAAGGGAAGGUGGUGUAGAAGUGUGUUAGAGUGGUUGGAAAUAGGUUAUUAGUAAGUGAAUGGAAAGUUUUGUAAUAAAUCAUCAGU